AAACUGACGGUUCUCAAACGUCCACUUUUCUUCUCUCAAACCCCUUCAACUAAUAAAUACUACGCCUACUCUCAACUCUCUCCGAUCCCUUCUCUUCUAUUCAUCGCGAAUUUAAUCGGUGAUCGCCGGCUUCCCACUCCGUAAGAUCUCCGUCCCAUCAUACAAAGAUGGGGUUGUCUUUCACCAAGCUUUUCAGUCGCCUUUUUGCUAAGAAGGAGAUGCGUAUUUUGAUGGUUGGUCUCGAUGCAGCUGGUAAAACCACCAUUUUGUACAAGCUCAAAUUGGGGGAGAUUGUAACCACUAUUCCCACCAUUGGAUUUAAUGUGGAAACCGUUGAGUACAAGAACAUCAGCUUUACUGUAUGGGAUGUUGGUGGUCAGGACAAGAUUCGCCCUUUGUGGAGGCACUACUUCCAAAACACACAAGGGCUUAUCUUUGUGGUUGAUAGUAACGAUCGUGAUCGUGUGGUGGAAGCUAGAGAUGAACUUCACAGGAUGCUUAAUGAGGAUGAGUUAAGAGAUGCAGUUUUGCUUGUGUUUGCCAACAAACAAGAUCUUCCAAAUGCCAUGAAUGCUGCUGAGAUUACUGAUAAACUUGGCUUGCAUUCUCUCAGACAGAGACACUGGUAUAUUCAGAGCACAUGUGCCACCUCUGGUGAGGGUCUAUAUGAAGGUCUGGAUUGGCUUUCCAACAACAUUGCUAACAAGGCUUAAAAGAGAGAUAGACAUCAUGGUCUUCUUACUGGGUUACUGCAGCUACUAUUAGAGUGUUUGUUUCUAAAUCUUUGGAGUUGUGGGUGUUAUAUGUAAACCUAAAAUUUGUGUCACUUUUUACAUAUUUUCAAGAUUGAGAUGUCUUACUCUUAUGGAUGAGUAGUGUUUUGUUUUUUUAGUUGGUUUAUGAUUAAAAUCCAUAUUCUGUGGAUUUAGUUGCAAUAAAUUAAUACAAGCAUGCUUAUUUUUAGUUUUUAAAUAAAAAUUAAUCAAAAUGAA
Lactuca sativa (garden lettuce) is the source of this 992-nucleotide messenger RNA. RefSeq names its product ADP-ribosylation factor. Lineage: Eukaryota; Viridiplantae; Streptophyta; Magnoliopsida; Asterales; Asteraceae. Gene Ontology annotation, molecular function: GTP binding; GTPase activity. The record is from RefSeq and is a predicted model, not a curated record.